Messenger RNA from Thermothelomyces thermophilus ATCC 42464, 2635 nucleotides. RefSeq lists its product as uncharacterized. NCBI's taxonomy places the organism in Eukaryota, Fungi, Ascomycota, Sordariomycetes, Sordariales, Chaetomiaceae. Gene Ontology annotation, biological process: proteolysis. The transcript has 2 exons. Bases 80 to 2476 code for a protein of 798 amino acids. Gene Ontology annotation, molecular function: serine-type peptidase activity; dipeptidyl-peptidase activity. The record is from RefSeq and is a predicted model, not a curated record.
CCCCGGUAUACACUAUUACCUGCAAGACGCUCCGAGAAGCUCGGUACCUGAGCGUAAUAGACGGCGGAAGGAGGUGGCGAUGCGACGACUCCUCUCUCUGUGCGUCGCGGCCGUGUUGGCCUCGGCCAUCGAGCCUCCCCGGUUCCCUCACCAGCCGACGGGCAAUGGCAAGAAGCUGCUGACAUACAACAUCACGACGGGCAGCCCCGGCGAGCUCUCGCCGUCGACGAGGACGGUCACGUGGGUCCAGUCGGACCGGGACGGCGACUUCAUCACGACCGACGACGACGGGUCUCUCGUGUUUGAGAACGUCGAGUCCGGGGACCGGACCACCUUCCUGGCGGCCGACAAGAUUCCGGCCGACUACUGGGACUACCAGAUCUCCCCCGACCGCUCGCGGGUCCUCUGGGCCGUCAACUACACCAAGCAGUACCGCCACUCGUACUUCGCCGACUACCUGGUCCAGGACGUGGCCACGGGCGGGACGGAGCCGCUGGUCGGGGACUCGGCGGGCGACAUCCAGUACGCCACCUGGAACCCGGCCUCGUCGUCCGAGAUCGCCUUUGUCCGCGGGAACGACCUCUUUCUCUGGAACGAGGGCGACAUCAGCCGGAUCACGGACGACGGCGGGCCGGACCUGUUCCACGGGGUGCCGGACUGGGUCUACGAGGAGGAGAUCCUGAGCAGCAACAACGCGCUCUGGUACUCGCCCGACGGCGAGUACGUCGCCUUCCUGAGCUUCAACGAGACGGGCGUCGAGACCUUCACGGUGCCCUACUACAUGGACGGCCAGGACGUCGCCCCGCCCUACCCGCGCGAGCUCGAGCUGCGGUACCCCAAGGUGGGCACCAAGAACCCGACCGUGGCGCUGAGCCUGCUGGACGUCCGGGCCCGGUCGGUCACGCCCGUGCCGGUCGACGCCGCCUGGCCGGCCGACGACCUCGUCAUCGGCGAGGUCGCCUGGGUGACGGACGACCACGACAAGCUCCUCUACCGCGCCUUCAACCGCGUGCAGGACCGCGAGAAGCUCGUCCUCGUCGAUACCGAGACCGCAGAGUCGACCGUCACUCGCGAGCGCGACGGGUUCGACGGCUGGCUGGACAACAACGUGGCCAUCACCUACGUCGGCUCCCGCGGGAAGAAGGACAAGGACAAGGGGAAGAAGAAGGAGGGCGACGGCAGGGGCGAGGAGGAGCGGUACUACCUCGACCUCUCGGACGCGUCCGGGUGGAAUCACCUGUACCUGUUCUCGCUGGACGGGCGUUCCAACGUGACGCUCACGUCGGGCGAGUGGGAGGUGGCGUCGAUCCUCAAGGUCGACCGGGCCCGGGGCCUGGUGUACUACACGUCGACGGAGCGGCACCCGACCGAGCGGCACCUCUACUCGGUCUCGAUCGCGACGGGGGCCAAGAAGCCCCUGGUCGACCCGUCCGUGCCGGCCGUCUGGUCCGCCUCCUUCUCCCGCGGCGGCGGCUACUACAUCCUGCGCUACGCCGGUCCCGACGUGCCCUACCAGGAGCUCUACUCGGUCGAGCGGGGGCCGACCGAGCCGAUCCGCACCGUCGAGGCCAACGCGCGCCUGCACGCCGCCCUGCAGCAGUACCGUCUGCCCCGGAUCCUCUACUUCGACCUCCCCCACCCGUCGGGCGUCAACCUGAGCGCCAUGCUCCGGCUGCCCAACAAUAACAAGAAACAGAAGAAGUACCCGGUGCUGCUGACGCCCUACGGCGGGCCCGGCGCGCAGGAGGUGAACAAGGCGUUCCAGGCGCUCGACUGGAACGCCUAUAUCUCGUCGGACCCGGAGCUCGAGUACGCGACGCUGACGGUGGACAACCGGGGCACCGGCUACCGCGGGCGGGCGUUCCGGUCCGCGGUGGCCGGGCGGCUCGGGGAGCUGGAGGCACAGGACCAGAUCUGGGCGGCCCAGUGGCUGGCGGAGCGGUACCCGUCCUGGGUGGACGCCGACCGCAUCGGCAUCUGGGGCUGGAGCUACGGCGGGUACCUCACGGCCAAGGUGGUCGAGUCCGGCGGCGGCAAGGACGGGAAGAGGGGCCCGAUCGCGUUCGGGUUGGCGACCGCUCCCGUGGCCGACUGGCGGUUUUACGACAGCAUGUACACGGAGCGGUACAUGAAGACGCCCGAGCUGAACGCGGAGGGGUACAACCGCUCGGCCGUCUCGCGCCUGGACGGGUUCCGCUCGCUCCACGGCACCUUCCUGGUCCAGCACGGCACCGGCGACGACAACGUGCACUUCCAGAACACGGCCGCCCUCGCCGACCGCCUCAUCGGCGGCGGCGUCGGCCCGGACAGGCUCGAGCUCUCCUUCUUCACCGACUCGGACCACUCUAUCCGCUAUCACGGCCAGAACGCCUUCCUCUACAAGCAGCUGACCACGCGCCUGUGGGAGGAGAAGCGGAGGGGAAAGACGGCCGAGGAGCACCAGUGGAGUAAGAAGGCCGUACUCCCUACUCGGUGAGAGAGCACGGGAGCGGUGGGCGUGACAGCCCCCAGGACCCCAGGAAUAGAAGGGAAAAAGAGAGAGAGAGAGAGAGAGAGAGAAAAUACCUAAUAGUAUAUUUGGGCCCUUAAUGUCUGAGAAUUGAAGACCGGUAAUGAAACGUAAUUGAUAUUAAUU